Trichophyton verrucosum HKI 0517 is the source of this 234-nucleotide messenger RNA. RefSeq lists its product as uncharacterized. The annotation marks the transcript as partial. The transcript has a single exon. NCBI's taxonomy places the organism in Eukaryota, Fungi, Ascomycota, Eurotiomycetes, Onygenales, Arthrodermataceae. The record is from RefSeq and is a predicted model, not a curated record.
AUGAGAAAGGCGGCUCGUGUCUUAUGCUGGAGAAAGGAAGAGGAAAAUAUUGACCGUCCUGCCUGCCGAUUCCGAUUUCUGGAUGAGGUCGAGGAGUGUCCAUCUAUUUAUCCACGGGAGACUUCAUUAUCUCUAGACGAGGACUCUGUUUUGGCAGAAGAAGAGAAGACAAUAGGACCGACCGUCGCCACAAGUUCUCUCCUCCCUUUUCCAGAAGAUUUCAUCGUUCAUCAG